Pimephales promelas (fathead minnow) is the source of this 1423-nucleotide messenger RNA. RefSeq lists its product as uncharacterized. Lineage: Eukaryota; Metazoa; Chordata; Actinopteri; Cypriniformes; Leuciscidae. The record is from RefSeq and is a predicted model, not a curated record.
GGAAGCGAGACCGCCGGCAUUUCACCUGAAACGACAUAAAUGACCUUAAUUUUAAGAAAUACUCGUUUAAAUGCUCUUAAUGUGGUUAAUUUUUCAUAGAAAAGGCUGACAAAUGAUGGCUGAUGCAAUAUCGCUUAUGAGCAGCACCAUGUCCACCAGUAAUCUGCCACCCCUGCGAAACCUGCCCAACUGGUCCAGGGUUCGAGAUCUGGACAGGGUUAGGUAUCCCAGACUUCUUUCUAGUGACUAUAUGGUCAGAUCUCCACCUGUGGACAUCAGGAGCCCUAACGCAGUGCCUCAGCCCAGGACAGAUGCACGCGACACGCGCAUCACCUCUUUGGAGAAAGAUAUUCUGUUCCUCCAACAACAGCAUACAGACACACUGAGGAGACUACAUGCAGAAAUGGAAGACCUGAAGCGUAUUAAUAAAGAAUUACAGUAUCAGAUGGUUAUGGAACAUGAACAAUCUCCAAAAGAGUCGAGUCAUCCCUCAAAAUCCUGCGGUGAUGGUUCAGCCGAGAAGAAUUUCAGCUCAGAGGCGGGAAGAGGAGGCGCAGUCACAUCACUUCUACCUCUCAGGAUCACCUGCAGUCUGUCCCAGCAUCCCCGAACCCCCACGCUGAAGGAGUGUGAGGGCAUCAUCCGGCAGCUCUAUCACGCCAACACCUCGCAGUAUCAGGAGCUGCUGCGGAUCAAGACGCUCCUCGGGGACAUCGCCUCCAAAAACAAAUCAUCCGCUGAAGUUUUCUCUCUCGCACGAGCCUGCCUCUGUGAAAACAGCAGGGGUGAAGUUUUCGAGCAUUUGCCAAAACUACCUCUCAAACCACUGCCAAAGAAACAGCACCCGAGUCAAGCCGGUAAAGGAGAAACUGUGAUUCUACCGGCUAUCAAACGCAAUUCAGGCGGCACCAUGUCAGAGCGGCAGAGGAGAGCGCAGGACGUGCACAAAACACGCCUCCGAAGAACGGUGAACUCUUGACACCGCUGCUCCUGCUGAUGAGGAUGAUGAUUAAGUGGAACAUGACCUUUACGGCGAGGGUUACACCGUCCAACUUCUUUAAUUAAGCCAUCAUGUCAGGCUUUUUUUCCCUCAUGAAACUGCUCGAACGUAUUCAGUAUAGUGGUCUGUUUUUAUGUCAGUCUCUCUAGACGUUGAAGGAAAUAUGUAUUUUCCCUGACCACAGAGAUCUACACAUGAGGAACGAGUGAGCGUCUGCUGAUCAUGUUUGAUUCCCUAAGAAUCUUUCCAGAGACGCAGCCAAAUGUCAAAGUUGAGACGAGAGCUAAGCUGCCUGCCCUUCCAUCCAAAGGAAGGUCCGUAAAGUCAGCGACAGAAACAGGCUCAAUGUAGCUUAGCUUUUAAAUCAAAUUAAACUCUUUUACCUUGAUUGCAUGCGUGACAUUUCCUUGCUAAUAAGUCUCU